This is a messenger RNA of Pseudophryne corroboree (corroboree frog), 1990 nucleotides long. Its product is annotated as oocyte zinc finger protein XlCOF7.1-like. The transcript is spliced from 2 exons. The record is from RefSeq and is a predicted model, not a curated record. The coding region runs from base 173 to 1990 and encodes 605 amino acids. Lineage: Eukaryota; Metazoa; Chordata; Amphibia; Anura; Myobatrachidae.
AAAUAAGGAGCAGGAUUCCCACUAAGAAUAUUAGAAGACAUCGAGGAAAGGGACAUUGUUCUCUGAUCAAGUCAAAUAAUACAUAAUUGUUUCUUACAACUCUGGAGGAUUCAAAAAACUAUUUCCUUCUUCUGAAAACUUCUACAGCUAUUUGUUUCUCAUUUAAUACAUCAUGAGUCCCACAGGAGAUAAAUCAUUUGCAUGUUCUGAAUGCAGCAAAUGUUUUUCAAGGAAGUCACGUCUUACUAUACAUCAGAGGAGUCACACAGGAGAGAAGCCAUUUAAAUGCUCUGAAUGUAGCAUGUGUUUUUUUACAAAGCAGCAACUUGUUAGACAUCUGAUGUAUCAUACAGGAGAGAAACCAUUUACAUGUUCUGAAUGCAGAAAAUAUUUUUCCUAUAAGUCACAACUUGUUAUACAUCAGAGGAGUCACACAGGAGAGAAGCCAUUUAAAUGCUCUGAAUGCAGCAAGUGUUUUACAGAGAAGUGUCAACUUCUUAAUCAUCAGAGGAGUCACACUGGAGAGACACCAUUUACAUGUUCUGAAUGUAGCAUGUGUUUUUUUACAAAGCCGCAACUUGUUAGACAUCUGAUGUAUCAUACAGGAGAGAAGCCAUUUAAAUGCUCUGAAUGUGGCAAGUGUUUUACUGAGAAGAUGAGACUUGUUAGACAUCAGAGGAUUCACACAGGAGAGAAACCAUUUAUAUGUUAUGAAUGCAGCAAGUGUUUUUCCAGCAAGCACCACCUUGUUAGUCAUCAGAGGAAUCACACAGGAGAGAAGCCAUUUACAUGUUGUGAAUGCAGUAAGUGUUUUAAAACUAAGCAACAACUUGUUAAUCAUCAGAUAAUUCACACAGGAGAGAAACCAUAUAAAUGCUCUGAGUGCAGCAAGUGUUUUAGCCGAAUAACACAUCUUGUCUGUCAUCAGAAGAUUCACACAGGAGAGAAGCCAUUUAAAUGCUCUGAAUGUAGCAAAUGUUUUAGUGAAAAGUAUUAUCUUGUUAGACAUCAGAGGAUUCACACAGGAGAGAAGCCAUUUACAUGUUCUGAAUGCAGCAACAAAUGUUUUUCAAGGAAGUCACGUCUUACUGUACAUCAGAGGAGUCACACAGGAGAGAAGCCAUUUAAAUGCUCUGAAUGUAGCAAGUGUUUUACAGAGAAGCAACAACUUCUUAAUCAUCAGAGGAGUCACACUGGAGAAAAACCAUUUACAUGUUCUGAAUGCAGCAAAUGUUUUUCAAGGAAGUCAUGUCUUACUGUACAUCAGAGGAGUCACACAGGAGAGAAGCCAUUUAAAUGCUCUGAAUGUAGCAAGUGUUUUACAGAGAAGCAACAACUUCUUAAUCAUCAGAGGAGUCACACUGGAGAGAAACCAUUUACAUGUUCUGAAUGUAACAAAUGUUUUUUUACAAAGCAGCAACUUGUUAGACAUCUGAUGUAUCAUACAGGAGAGAAGCCAUUUAAAUGCUCUGAAUGUGGCAAGUGUUUUACUGAGAAGAUGAGACUUGUUAGACAUCAGAGGAUUCACACAGGAGAAAAACCAUUUAUAUGUUAUGAAUGCAGCAAGUGUUUUUCCAGCAAGCACCACCUUGUUAGUCAUCAGAGGAAUCACACAGGAGAGAAGCCAUUUACAUGCUGUGAAUGCAGUAAGUGUUUUAAAAAUAAGCAACAACUUGUUAAUCAUCAAAGAAUUCACACAGGAGAGAAACCAUAUAAGUGCUCUGAGUGCAGCAAGUGUUUCAGCCGAAUAUCACAGCUUGUCUGUCAUCAGAUGAUUCACACAGGAGAGAAGCCAUUUAAAUGCUCUGAAUGUAGCAAAUGUUUUAGCAAAAAGUGUCAUCUCGUUACACAUCAGAGGAUUCACACAGGAGAGAAGCCAUUUACAUGUUCUGAAUGCAGCAAGCGUUUUGCAAGACAGACAACACUUGUUAAACACAUGAGGAGACACUCUGAGGGCCUGAAUGUAAAAUGUAUUUCUGAAAUAAGUUAA